Messenger RNA from Tinamus guttatus (white-throated tinamou), 656 nucleotides. Its product is annotated as AN1-type zinc finger protein 5. NCBI's taxonomy places the organism in Eukaryota, Metazoa, Chordata, Aves, Tinamiformes, Tinamidae. Gene Ontology annotation, molecular function: zinc ion binding; DNA binding. The record is from RefSeq and is a predicted model, not a curated record.
UUGUAGCUUGGCUUCUUGGAAGAGAAAGGAUGGCUCAGGAGACGAAUCAAACCCAGGUGCCUCUGCUGUGCACUACGGGCUGUGGAUUUUAUGGCAGUCCCCGGACCAAUGGGAUGUGCUCCGUGUGCUAUAAGGAAUUUCUACAGAGGCGGCAAAGCAGUGACCGGAUAAGCCCCCCAGCAGCCAACGGUCCCAACAACAGCCCUGUGGCUUCGAGCUCAGCUGCAGAGCCCUGCGCAGAGGGAGACUCCGCACUGGAGGAUGUGAAAGCCAGUGCUCAGACCCCUGUGACCCAUCAGAUGACGGCCAUGAGCAUAUCCAGAGAAGAAAGCAGCAACGAGACGGAAAGAUUCGCUAAGACAGAAGAAGCCUCCUCAGCAUCUUCCUCAUCAGGUACCCUCCUUGAAAUACCCAAGAACGCGGCUGAGGACAAGAUGGUUUCCGAAAAGGUGAAACAGAAGAAGAACCGGUGCUUCACUUGCCGGAAGAAGAUAGGGUUAACUGGCUUCGACUGCCGCUGCGGGAACCUGUUCUGCGCCCUGCACCGCUACUCGGACAUGCAUGGCUGCCCCUAUGACUACAAGGCAGAAGCAGCUGAGAAAAUCCGCAAGGAGAACCCCAUCAUCGUGGCCGAGAAGAUCCAGAAGUUGUGAGGG